AUGACCACCACCACGGUACCAACCAACAUCGCCCACUACCUCGACGCGGCUGGCCCCUUCGUGGCCCGCGUCGACGAAGCCGCCGACUGGAUCGACGCCGAGCGGCAGAUGCCGCCCGACCUUGCCGGGGACAUGGCCGAUGCCGGCUUUUUCCGCCUGCUGCUGCCUCGCGACCUGGGCGGCGCCCAGCUGGCGCAUCCGGACUUCCUGCAAAUUCUGGAGCAAUUUGCCGCGGCGGAUGCGAGCGUGGCGUGGUGCCUGAACCAAAACAACGUCUUUGCCACCAGCGCCGCCCGUAUGCCUGUGGAUACCGCGCAUCUGAUCUGGGGCGAGCCGCGCGCGGUGGUCACCAAUGGACCGCCCACGAGAUCCUGCCUCGCCACUCCCGUGGAGGGCGGCUACCGCCUGAACGGGCGCUGGAACCUGAGCAGCGGCAGCGACCACGCCACCUGGAUCGCUGCGUUGUCGCCCGUGGCGCAGGGUGGGCAAAACGGAGCCACCGCCAGCGAUCAGGGGCCACGCAUCCUGCUGAUGCCCAAACCGGAGGUCAAUAUCGUCGACCUGUGGCACACGGCCGGACUCCGCGGCACGGGCAGUUUCAGCUUCGACGUGGACGACCGGUUCAUCGCCGAAGAGCGCACCUACAUCCAGGAUGGCCCGGCGUGGGCCGAUGGACCGCUGUACCAGAUCCCGCGCACGCUGCUUUUUGCCACCGGCUUUGCCACCGUUGCGCUCGGCGUGGCGCGCAAGAGUUUGGAAAUCGCCAUCGGAGUAGGCCAGAGCCGGAUGCCCUACCGGUCCGGCGUGCUGCUCCGCGACCAGCAAACCACCCAGCGCACGAUGGGCGAAGCACAUGCCCAGCAAAGUUCCGCGCGCGCCUUUCUGAAGGAAGCACACGGCCGGCUGUGGGAUUCAGCUUGCUCCAAGGGCACGCUCACCAUCGACGAGCGGAUCCAACUGCGGGUCGCCGCCACCCAUGCCAUCCGCACGUCGGCGCAGGUGGUGGACGCCGCGUACACCCUUUGCGGCGCGAGCGGCAUUUUCCAGUCCAACCCGAUCCAGCGACGGUUCCAGGACAUGCACGUCAUCACCCAGCAUGUGCAGGGACACUACGUGCACUACGAAACGGCGGGCCAAUUCCUGAUGGGCUUGGAACCGCAGGGCGUUUUUUAG
This is a messenger RNA of Geodia barretti, 1173 nucleotides long. NCBI's taxonomy places the organism in Eukaryota, Metazoa, Porifera, Demospongiae, Tetractinellida, Geodiidae. The record is from the annotation of a GenBank genome assembly.